AUGGCUGCAAGUACAAAAGCAGAAUCAAAUAAUCAUCAUACAAUCACGUCUUCAUCAUCCAAAGGAGGUAAUCAUAAAACAUCGCAAGUUGCUUCUUCGUCAAAAUUAACAAAUAAUGAUACACAAUCGAACAAUAAACGCAGAAAAGUGGGAAUGGCUUGCAUUUAUUGUAGAAGAAGUCAUAUGACAUGCGAUGAUGGAAGGCCAUGCAAAAGAUGUAUCAAACGUGAUAUAGGACAUCUUUGUCACGACGAAACAACCAAUCGAAACGCUUCCUCUUCUAAUGCAGCCCGAAGGAGUAGUAGUAUUAUCAGUAAUAAUUCAACUCCAACUUCUAAACCUUUAGUAAAUCCAUCUCCAAAUCGACAAGGAUCAAAUCGACCAAAUGCUCAACCCUUACCUCCAUCUGCAAUUGUGAACGUAUUGGGAGGCAGUACGAAUGGAGCAGAUCCAAUGCUGAACGGCGGAAGUAUGACACCAAUUGACGUCGGAAAUGGUCUUCAACAAUUACCACAAAUGCGUAUGGCUUUACCGAAUGAAAUGAUGAAUAGCGCUAUACCGUCUGUGACGCCAAAUUGGGCAGCAGCGUCUAUGCUAGGAGGAGCAAGCUUCUUAGGCUUGGGAGGAGGGGACCUUGCAGGUGCAGGAAACGGAUAUUCAGCCAACGGGGAUGCAGCAGGUGGUAAUGAAUAUAACAUCUUGAGCGAAUUUCUUGAAUCGCUAGAUGGUCAGAAUGGCAUGCCUUCAACUCCUAUGCCAGCAUCGAACCCUAUGAAUCAAAAUCAAUCAUUAUCGUCAAACCUGGCCGGGAAACGGGAUGAAAUCGAUCAAAGCGAUGUUGGACAAACUGAUGAAGUUAACGCAACAAACGGUUCAAAUACAGGAACGGGUGUCCAGGCAACGCAAGCCUUGCACCGUAAUAGGGAUCGCCGAGCAAGCUUAGCGGAUACGUCAGUUCUCGUCGCUGGUGCCAAUAAAGCAGAUACAUUCUUUUUGACCGCAGCUGAUCAAAAGGAUGGAACGCGAGACGAACGAUUAGGACGUGUGAUUCAAGCGAAAUUGGAUGCAGGCCUUUUGCGACCAUACAAUCAUGUCAAUGGAUAUGCUCGAUUGAAUAGGUGGAUGGAACAAAAUUGUUCACAAUCUAGCAGAAGAAGGAUAUUGAAGCCAAUUUCGAUCUUUCGACCCGCUUUUCGAGCAGUGGCUCAGAGGUUGACAAAUGUUGAUCUGAUCUUCAUCGAAGAGGCUUUCGAGCGUCUUUUGUUAGAUUAUGAUCGCGUCUUUUCAACACAAGGGAUACCUGCUUGUCUUUGGAGAAGGACAGGUGAAAUCUACAAAGGUAAUAAAGAAUUCGCCGAUUUGGUAGGCGUAAACUUUGAUGAACUACGUGAAGGAUGUUGUACGAUUUAUGAAUUGAUGCAAGAAGAAAGUGCAGUAAAUUACUGGGAAAAGUAUGGUGCGGUCUGCUUUGAUCCCGGUCAAAAAGCAGUGCUGACAAGUUGCAUUUUACGUACAAAUCAAAGAAAGAAGAAUAGCAGAAGUGGGACUUUGAGCACAUCUAUCUCAAACAAUGCAACUCCAGUGGUCGGAAUGACCAGAACGUCGUCUUUAACGAAUCAAGAGUCAAAAUCAACGAAUGUACGAUGUGAUCUGGCGAAAGAGAACACUGCAACAGCAAACAAAGCCGAUCAAACGCAUUCCAUAAUCGAAGAAGGCAUUGAAGCGCCAAAAGCCAUCGAGGAUGAAUAUCUAUCUUGCUGUUUCUCUUUCACGAUUCGACGUGAUGCUUGGGGCAUUCCUUAUGCAAUUGUUGGUAACUUUCUUCCUCUCGAUCGUUAG
Messenger RNA from Meira miltonrushii, 1839 nucleotides. RefSeq lists its product as uncharacterized. Lineage: Eukaryota; Fungi; Basidiomycota; Exobasidiomycetes; Exobasidiales; Brachybasidiaceae. Gene Ontology annotation, molecular function: zinc ion binding; DNA-binding transcription factor activity, RNA polymerase II-specific; RNA polymerase II transcription regulatory region sequence-specific DNA binding. The record is from RefSeq and is a predicted model, not a curated record. Gene Ontology annotation, cellular component: nucleus. The coding region runs from base 1 to 1839 and encodes 612 amino acids. Gene Ontology annotation, biological process: regulation of DNA-templated transcription. The transcript has 2 exons.